UUGUGUGCUAUUGUUAUUGGAAUAAUUUUCUGUCCGUAUAAAUAAAGUUUAAUAAAAAUAAUUUUAUAAAAUGUCAUCACGAACAGACUGGUGGUUAACAGCAGUGCGUAAGCUUUGAAUGUUGUCAAUUGUGCAAUACAAACAAUGGUGCCGGAAAAGAGGAUUUUACUUUAAUUGUACCAAUUUAGUCUACUGGCGGUGUUAAAUGAGCUAAAGAAGUGUAAGAAAAUGUUUUACUAAUACAAUACAAAACAUAAACAUUCAGUUACAAUAAAUAUCAUUACAUCCCUAAUGGCCAUGGGGUUAUAUAAAAUGCUCCCAUUGCUUGGGAAGUCGCUACGGAAUGGUGGGUCAGUUUUCUUGCACCGGCAAUACUGCACACCGGUUGUAAAUAUAUUCGACCGUAAUGUAAAACGAUUGCAGCGAGAACGUGCAGCCAAAAGGGACGACGUUGAGCUGUAUGACUACAUCAAAGAAGAAGUUGGCUACCGGUUAUCUGAUCGUAUUUUCGACAUCAAACGCCAGUUUACGAAUGCGGUCGAUCUCGGAGCCGGUAGAGGAUACGUCACGAAUCACGUGCUGGGUGAAACGGUUCAAAAACUCACCGCCGUCGAUCUCAGUCCCGCCAUGUUGUCACAGAUUAAAGGUUCCCCAGGAUUAGAUUUCAGCAUCCAAGAGAUGGACGAGGAACGGUUUCAGUUUGAGCCCGAUUCGUUAGAUUUAGUUGUGUCCAGCUUGAGUAUGCACUGGAUCAACGAUCUUCCGGCGUGCUUUCGUGCGGUUAAUCGUGCCCUUAAACCGGACGGAGUGUUUAUCGGUGCGAUGUUCGGUGGGGAUACAUUGUACGAGCUACGAUCGGCACUACAGUUGGCCGAACAGGAACGAAAAGGUGGACUGGCCCCACACGUAUCUCCCUUUGCCCAGAUCCGAGAUGUGGGAAUGUUGCUGAAUCGAGGCGGCUUCACGAUGCUUACAAUAGACACGGAUGAGCUUGUAAUCGGUUAUCCGUCGAUGUACGAGCUUAUGUUCGAUCUGCAAGGUAUGGCCGAGAAUAAUGCGGCCUUCAAUCGACCACUGCACGCCGGCCGUGAUACACUGAUGGCGGCGGCCGCUAUUUACAAGGACAUGUACGCCCGGAAAGACGAAGGCGUAUCGGCAACGUUUCAGAUCAUCUUCUUCGUCGGAUGGAAACCUUGCGCCAGCCAACCGCAGCCAGCCGAACGAGGUUCCGCUACGGUUUCGUUGAAGGAUAUCGGAAAAGUUAUGACACCAAAGAGUUCGGGAUGUAAAAGUUGAGAAAACGAAAAUAGGAAACAAAACUCUGCACCUAAACGGUCCUUUAAUGGUGACCACGUUUAUUAAAGUUACAUCUUGAAAAGAUUUUGGUUGAAUUAUUUAAAAAAAAACACCCCUUCCUACAAGCACUUCGUAAACACGCAACAUAACGACGAACUAAACGUGUAACGAACUAAUACAAAAAAGGUGAAUAAAAUAAAACGCGAAAUAUAACAA
Messenger RNA from Anopheles funestus (African malaria mosquito), 1512 nucleotides. RefSeq names its product arginine-hydroxylase NDUFAF5, mitochondrial. The transcript is spliced from 2 exons. Gene Ontology annotation, cellular component: mitochondrion. NCBI's taxonomy places the organism in Eukaryota, Metazoa, Arthropoda, Insecta, Diptera, Culicidae. Gene Ontology annotation, biological process: mitochondrial respiratory chain complex I assembly. The coding region runs from base 292 to 1296 and encodes 334 amino acids. The record is from RefSeq and is a predicted model, not a curated record. Gene Ontology annotation, molecular function: S-adenosylmethionine-dependent methyltransferase activity.